AUGACAAGCAAGAGAGUUGACGCUUAUGACUACACCCCAGAUUCUGUGAUGUUUGUUAUUCUAUCUUGCACCAUUGCUGUGGGGACUAAUCUCAGCCAGUUCAUCUGCAUCGGUAGAUUUACUGCUGUUUCUUUCCAAGUAAUUGGCCAUAUGAAGACUAUCCUUGUCUUGAUCAUGGGCUUCCUCUUCUUUGGGAAGGAGGGUCUCAAUCUCCAAGUAGUCAUCGUCAUGAUCAUAGCUGUAGUUGGAAUGAUCUGGUAUGGCAAUGCGUCAUCUAAGCCUGGGGGGAAGGAGCGCCGAAGCCAUUCACUUCCUACCAGCAGACAACAUAAACACGGUAGUUUGUCGGAGUCCACCGAAAUAGAUGGGAAAGUUUGA
Messenger RNA from Eucalyptus grandis, 378 nucleotides. Its product is annotated as UDP-rhamnose/UDP-galactose transporter 6-like. Gene Ontology annotation, molecular function: UDP-galactose transmembrane transporter activity; antiporter activity. The coding region runs from base 1 to 378 and encodes 125 amino acids. The record is from RefSeq and is a predicted model, not a curated record. Gene Ontology annotation, cellular component: Golgi apparatus. The transcript has 2 exons. NCBI's taxonomy places the organism in Eukaryota, Viridiplantae, Streptophyta, Magnoliopsida, Myrtales, Myrtaceae.